Molecule: messenger RNA, 705 nt
Organism: Cercocebus atys (sooty mangabey)
Lineage: Eukaryota; Metazoa; Chordata; Mammalia; Primates; Cercopithecidae
Gene: MYL11
Product: myosin light chain, phosphorylatable, fast skeletal muscle
Exons: 7
Coding region: 105-614 (169 amino acids)
Biological process (GO): skeletal muscle tissue development
Cellular component (GO): cytoplasm
Molecular function (GO): calcium ion binding
Source: RefSeq, a predicted model, not a curated record
GCUCCCUGGGGCAGGACUAUAUAACCCCAGAGGAACUGCCCCAUGCUGACUCCCUGCUUCUUUCCAGCUGGAGCCGCUGCCUUGCCCCCCGGGAGACUGAAGACAUGGCACCCAAGAAGGCCAAGAGAAGGGCAGUAGAGGGUGGAAGUUCCAGCGUCUUCUCCAUGUUUGACCAGACUCAGAUCCAGGAGUUCAAGGAGGCCUUCACUGUGAUCGACCAGAACCGUGAUGGUAUUAUCGACAAGGAGGACCUUCGGGACACCUUCGCAGCCAUGGGCCGCCUCAAUGUGAAGAAUGAGGAGUUGGAUGCCAUGAUGAAGGAAGCCAGUGGUCCCAUCAACUUCACCGUCUUCCUGACCAUGUUCGGGGAAAAGCUCAAGGGUGCCGACCCUGAGGAUGUGAUAACUGGAGCCUUCAAGGUCCUGGACCCUGAAGGAAAGGGCACCAUCAAGAAGAAGUUCCUGGAGGAGCUGCUGACCACGCAGUGUGACCGCUUCACCCCGGAGGAGAUCAAGAACAUGUGGGCUGCUUUCCCCCCCGACGUGGGCGGCAACGUCGACUACAAAAACAUCUGCUACGUCAUCACGCACGGCGACGCCAAGGACCAGGAGUAGGGGCUUCCGCGGGCCUCUGCUGGCUGACGCUUCCGUUCGGCCCCACCCCCACCCCGGCUCCCAAUAAAAUUUAACUGGUCUUUGUUUCUUA